Molecule: messenger RNA, 399 nt
Organism: Penicillium malachiteum
Lineage: Eukaryota; Fungi; Ascomycota; Eurotiomycetes; Eurotiales; Aspergillaceae
Product: ATPase AAA-type core
Exons: 1
Coding region: 1-399 (132 amino acids)
Source: RefSeq, a predicted model, not a curated record
AUGACUAUUUUAGAUGAAAAAGCUGGCGAAAAAUGCGAGUUCAAGGUAUAUAGUCACAGCAAAAAGAAGGAUGGAAAGGUCGCCGUGGAAGUUCUCACAAAGCCAUUCGAGAACAUCUCGUUAGCGGAAAAAGAUAGCCCAUAUGCUCUCGUCCUUAAUCGCUACCUUGGAGAGAAGAAUGACGUCGAAAAGGUCACUUUACAGGUCAACUCCAAACAUCUUCAUAAGGUGUUUCGCGAGGAGAUCGGCUCAUAUCCCACAGUUCCCUCCGAUUUCACUUCUUCGUUCAUGCUGGAGAGCCCAUUUCAAAUUCUGCUCCAUCAUUGGGAAGACCUCGAUGAACGUCGCAAGUCAACUGAUGAUGUGAACGAAAAGAAUGCACAUGAACCUCUUAUUUGA